Recurvomyces mirabilis is the source of this 2988-nucleotide messenger RNA. RefSeq lists its product as uncharacterized. The coding region runs from base 1 to 2988 and encodes 995 amino acids. Gene Ontology annotation, cellular component: cytosolic [4Fe-4S] assembly targeting complex. The record is from RefSeq and is a predicted model, not a curated record. The transcript is spliced from 2 exons. NCBI's taxonomy places the organism in Eukaryota, Fungi, Ascomycota, Dothideomycetes, Mycosphaerellales, Teratosphaeriaceae. Gene Ontology annotation, biological process: iron-sulfur cluster assembly.
AUGAGCGACAUUCAAUUGUAUCUCCUCGAAGCCGACAAGAAUGCUGCCGAGGCCAAACAAAUCGCUGCACACAGUGCCAGCAAGCUCCAGGACAAAUCGCUGAAAUUGAUUGAUCUAGUCACAAGCCUUGAGCCAUACUUGAACAACAAAGAGGAUGGUGACCAACGGGCUAAGUCAAUCGGCUACGUGGCGGACUUACUGUCAGCUCUGCCCCCCAAAGUCCUGUCCCUACAGGAGCGACACCUGCUAUGUGACUUCUUACUUGGCCGGCUUGAGGGUGAUGUUGAGGGCGUCGGCGCCACAGCCAGAGCCCUGAUAGCUUUGGAAACGCUUGGCAAAUGGGACUCAGAAACAGUUCAAAAGUUCAAGCUUCAAACGGAACGACUGGCCGUUGUCCAAUUGGUCGAUCUGCUUCUGGCAAAGCAUCGGGAUUCGACUCGCAAGCUUCAGACUGAAGAUGCAGAAUUCAUGCCAGCUUUCAUAUCUUACUGGGAGGGCGAGAAAGAUCCCAGAAACCUGAUGAUCAUCUUCUCGCUCCUUCAAGUGCCAAUGACUGAAUGGGACAUGGGCUCGCAUGCGCAAGAUCUGUUCGACUCCGUCUUCAAUUACUUCCCAAUCACUUUCAAACCACCGCCAGACGACCCCUACGGUAUCACGGCACAGGAUCUAAAGGAUCGACUCAAAGCAUGCAUAGCGGCCAACUCGGACUUUGCCCCAUAUGCAUUUCCACAGCUGCUCGACAAGCUAGAUUCGACAUCGAUAAACACGAAGAGAGAUGUCUUGCAAGCAAUGCAAGCAUGCAUUACGGAGUACGAAGCGAAGACCAUCAAUCUGUACUCUGUGACUCUGUGGGACGCCUUGAAGUUCGAGAUACUGAACGUGCAGGAAGAAGAUCUGGCAGAAGAAGCUCUGCGCACUUUGUCACUGAUUGGUGGUAAGCUGGCCGAGCUACCAGAAGACGGGCCUUUGAAUGCCUACCUACGGCCCAUCAUCAAGGAGUGCAAUGAGCAUCUGGAAGACGCACCUACGAAACAGUCGGAAGCAAGUGGCAGAAUACUACAUGCGCUGGCACUAUCCGGCCCAGUUGUGGCCGAUCGAGUUGCCAAAGGAGUGUUGCCUGUUCUGUUCGCACUAUAUCAUGGAUCUGAGUCAAUCACAAAAAGGCGAGGGUUGCUCGAAGUCUUCACACCGAUAGUAGAAGCAUUUGUUAAGCUCAGCCAACUCUUACCAGGAACCAAAAUCACAUCUUUACAAGCUUUUGCGGAAGAUGCCUUGAAUGCGAUGGUUCGGGCUCUGGUCAAUGCUCCGAAGUCGGAAGUCUCCUUCCGUCUGGCUUCAUUGACAGGAUUGACACAGCUUCUGGCUGCUCCUGGAGUCCUGAACGACAAACAGAUCGAUCGUGCUGUUGAUACCGUGACAGAUGUAGUGUUACAUGAGCAAGUAGAUGGGCAUGGCAACAUCCGUGCCCAGGCGAUUAAGGCACUCGCGAGCAUCGCUCACAGUGCUCCACAAUCUAUUCGCGAUCGGACGAUACCAGCAUUCAUGGUCGAGUUGCCUGACCUGCCCGAGGCGAACGCAGUACCAUCAACCAAGCUCGAAGUUUUUGCCCAGCUCGCUCGCGAGAGGCAAGUCUUUGAUACGGUGGUCCUGCGACUGAAGAACAAGCUGAACAGUGCGCGGCGGCAACAGGCUCCACCGGCAUACACUCGAGCACUACUCUUGUCAUUGCUUUAUGCGUUCACUUUGGGCAGCCCCAUGGAGGACGAUGGUGUGAUCCUGAGCUCAUACUAUGGUGACUAUGCUCAGCCACUGAUCGAUGACAUUGUCAGACAGGAUCGCGCCGAUAAGGAUGUAGCAGAAGUGGAGAUAGUCGGCCGGAUCUGCAAUGCCAUACUAAGGCCACAAGGUGUUCACUUCCAGGCCACUGUCUAUCACGGCGACCGAGAAUGGAUGGCAAGAAUGGUAUCGAAUGCUACAGCAUCGGACGUCGGCACAGCACCUUUCCUGCUCUACUACUAUGGCGCGAUUCGACCUGAAGUAGUGGAAGCACAAGAUGUCAUGCUGUUACUCAAGCAUCAAGCAUCAGUAGCUCUCCACGGCGGACAGAGCCAACGGCACACAGCCAGCUCGCUUCGCCUCGUCUCGCUACUGGUCAAUAAGUUCAUCAACCCAAAGACUAUGCGGAGUACUUUGGAGGACGCUGGGACGGAAGCGGAAAGCCUGCUCCAGAACACAUCUUCUGCGCAAGCAUUGAACGUUGCCUUUGCUGUCAUCAAAGGCCUAGUCCUGCAAGGCAAGAGCGGUACACUAACAACGAAGUACCUGAACAUCAUCCUCGAUCACCUUUCAUCCACCUCUGACAACACCGCUCCUCAUCUCUUCAGCACUUUACUGGCGCCCGACGACAUUCUGACAAAGGAGAAUCACUGCCCAAUAUCUGGCCUACACAAACAGAAGGUCUUUGGCCAAGUCAUCCCGAAGCUCACCACCGCCGUCAGAACAGCGGACACGGAGAAGAAAGCAGGCUACUUGGUCGCACUAUCCGGCAUCCUCAGAUGGCUACCCUACAGCAUCAUCUCCCCAGCAUUGACAGACCUCAUCACAGCACUACUACAAACACUAGACCUCCACGAUGAACCCGUGAUAAAAGCUUCAGCCCUGACAGUCUUCGAAUCAAUACUCAUGCACGACCCACAGACACUAAGCACACAUGCCGCGAGCCUCAUCACUCGUCUACUAACCAGCUGCACCACUGCCUCCACAAGAUCAGCAGGGAUACGGAACACCACCGAAGUCCGCGCGAAGUCGCUCCUCUGUCUUGCACUUCUACCUAGACAGCUCAAGGCAGAGACGGUGGUGCCGUUCAGACGUCAGGUCGUGAAGCGGCUAAUGGGGUGCCUGGAUGACGCGAAGCGGAAUGUGAGGUUUGAGGCUGUGAGAUGUCGGACGGCGUGGUUGGGGCUGGAUGAGGGUGUGGAUGAUGAGUAG